GCUGACAGAUCUUAUGCAGAAGUGUCAAUUUUUUGAUUUAUUUUGGUUGUGCCUCAUUCAAUUGCUUUGAAUUUUAUCGGUUUAUUUGAUGCCGCCGCAACUGUUGAUAUUUCUCGAAAAAUGAUUCGUUCACUCGUUCGGUGCGCAGGACUUCAACGGUAUCUCUUAGCUCCAGUUCAUUUUCGGAUUCUUUCAAAUCAAAUUGUUCUAUCUUCGGCUAAUCGGUAUCAAAUCAACGACAACGGUCAACUUAACCCACAGUUAGUGAAUACAGGGAAUACAGACGAUUCGAAUUCUGCAACGCCUAAUAUUGAACGUGAGCGAAUAACUACCACCAUCAUAGAUGUUCUGCAGGAUAAAUUAAACUGUUCAAGAGAAUGGGCCCAGCAGUUUGGCAGUAUGCAUUCCGAAUUGCUCAGCAAAGCAACAGAUGUUCUGAAGAGUAUCGAAUUACUAUUGGCUAAUGGUGUGCGCGAGAAUGUUAUAUUAGACAAUCCCAGGAUGAUAACGCUAAGUCACAGUGAGCUCAGUACAAAUCUCAGCAUAGUGAAAGAAAUGAAACCAAUAGACAUCAAUGACUUUGCACCCCUAGUUCAAGUGUCCAAAUCAAAAUUGUUAAAAUUGAAGAAACUUGCCGAAAGAGAAGAGACAAUUGUGCCAAAGAAACAUCGAAUUUAUUACAUCAGUGAUGCGAUGAAUAUCGAACCGUGUAUCGUCACAAAAUUCAUAGCCGAACGAUUGUUUGUACUGACUGAGCCUUUCGCAAUGAUCGAUCAAAAUCUGCAAGUCCUGUUGAAAUACAUCGCACCAAUCGACCUGCUGCACGAUCUGUGGGCAUUCAAAUACAGUGCCGAUAUUAUCGAAGAACGACUCAAGCGAGCCAGAGAAGGAAAUAAGGAGAAAUGUAUGCCUUGGAUGAUUCGGUGUACGGAUAAGAAGCUUUCGACAUCAAUCAAAAUCGCUUCUGAUGCAAAGGCGAUAGUAGGCGACAAAACAUUGGUCAAAUAUUUGGCGGAGCGAUUGAAGUACAAUGUUAAAACGACAGAAGCCAUUUUGCGAAAACAUCCGAGUGUUUUCAAUUGCCGUGUGACACGGAUGAAGGAAACGCUGGACUAUUUAUUCGCUGCUGGUUUUGUAUCUGUAGAUAUUGCAGAAACUCCCCGAGUAUUUUGUCAUUCAUUGACGACCAUUAGAAAACGAGUGGAGGAACUGAACACGGUUGGCUGUCGACCGCAACUGUACAUUAUUUGUAGAAGUAGCAAGGAAUAUAACAAAUUUUUUGACAAUUGGAUGCGUGUGCGAGACAAAUGCAAGCAGAAAAAUGUUAUCGAUGAAUAAAAGUUACCGCGGAUCGUAAGCCAAUUUGAA
Molecule: messenger RNA, 1368 nt
Organism: Bradysia coprophila
Lineage: Eukaryota; Metazoa; Arthropoda; Insecta; Diptera; Sciaridae
Product: transcription termination factor, mitochondrial-like
Biological process (GO): termination of mitochondrial transcription; regulation of DNA-templated transcription
Cellular component (GO): mitochondrial matrix
Molecular function (GO): double-stranded DNA binding
Source: RefSeq, a predicted model, not a curated record